This is a messenger RNA of Zea mays, 716 nucleotides long. RefSeq names its product probable calcium-binding protein CML9. The record is from RefSeq and is a predicted model, not a curated record. The transcript is spliced from 2 exons. Gene Ontology annotation, cellular component: myosin II complex. The coding region runs from base 153 to 716 and encodes 187 amino acids. NCBI's taxonomy places the organism in Eukaryota, Viridiplantae, Streptophyta, Magnoliopsida, Poales, Poaceae. Gene Ontology annotation, molecular function: calcium ion binding.
GAAAAGGUGGCCAGUGGCCUGCCAGAUCAGAAUUUGCUGUUUACUCUUUUGAUCUGACGAAAUCGAAUCAGAAUAAAAGAAAGCUCUGCAGUUCGUUCAUCGAGAGCAUCCAUAGCAAGAGGAAGCGACUGAGGUUGGCUCAGGUGAGCAACAUGGCGGAGAAGCUGACGCCGGAGCAGGUGGACGAGUGCAAGGAAAUCUUCGACCUGUUCGACGCCGACGAGGACGGUCGCAUCGCCACGGGUGAGCUCGUGACGGCGCUGUGCUCCCUGGGCCAGAACGUGGACGAGGCGAAGGCGCGGCGCUUCCUGGAGGACGCGGUCGCCACGGGCGCCGGCGACAUCGACCUCGCGGCGUUCCUGGCCGUGGCGGCGCGCAAGAUGGGCGCCAGGCAGUCGGAGGCGCGCCUCGCCGAGUGCUUCGACGUGUUCGACGACGCCUGCAGCGGGUCCAUCCCCACGGAGCAGCUGCGGCAGGUGAUGGUGAGCCACGGCGACCGGCUCACGGAGGAGGAGGGAUUGCGGCGGGGUCGCGGGCGAACGGACUGCGGCGGUUUUUGCAGCGGGCGGAGGGAGGCGGGGGCAGUCUACAAUAGAGACUUAAUAGUUAGUAGAGACUACCGCGCCAUGUCAGCACACCCUCUCGCUCUGCAGCGGUUCCCCCUAUACCAUUCCUUUAGGCUGCCCACACCGGAGAGCUGGAAAUGGAACCCGUAA